Apus apus (common swift) is the source of this 2173-nucleotide messenger RNA. It is a transcript of the gene RAB27B, whose product is annotated as RAB27B, member RAS oncogene family. Gene Ontology annotation, biological process: melanosome transport; positive regulation of exocytosis. The record is from RefSeq and is a predicted model, not a curated record. Lineage: Eukaryota; Metazoa; Chordata; Aves; Apodiformes; Apodidae. The transcript has 6 exons. Gene Ontology annotation, cellular component: melanosome; secretory granule. Gene Ontology annotation, molecular function: GTPase activity; GTP binding. Bases 84 to 740 code for a protein of 218 amino acids.
UCCUUCCCCUCCUCCUGCCGCCGGGAGAGAGAGACAGACGGAGCCGCCGCGCUGCGGGGAGCAGGUUCCUGAAAAUUAGCACUAUGACUGAUGGAGACUAUGAUUAUCUGAUCAAACUCCUGGCCCUUGGAGACUCUGGGGUUGGAAAAACAACGUUCCUGUACAGAUACACUGACAACAAAUUUAAUCCAAAAUUCAUCACGACAGUCGGGAUAGACUUCCGGGAAAAGCGAGUGGUGUACAACAGCAGAGGACCAAAUGGAUCUCCAGGAAAAGCCUUCAAGGUACAUCUCCAGCUCUGGGACACGGCUGGACAGGAAAGGUUUCGAAGCCUCACCACGGCGUUUUUCAGGGAUGCUAUGGGCUUUCUGCUGAUGUUUGAUCUCACCAGCCAACAGAGCUUCUUUAAUGUCAGAAAUUGGAUGAGUCAGCUCCAAGCCAAUGCAUAUUGUGAGAAUCCAGAUAUAGUCCUAAUUGGGAACAAAGCUGAUUUAUCAGACCAAAGGGAGGUGAAUGAAAGGCAAGCAAAAGAUCUGGCAGACAAAUAUGGCAUACCCUACUUUGAAACCAGUGCAGCUACUGGGCAGAACGUGGAGAAGGCUGUGGACACUCUUCUGGACUUGAUAAUGAAGCGUAUGGAGCAGUGUGUGGACAAGACACAGGCCUCUGACACAGCCAACGGGGGCAGCUCGGGAAAGCUCGACUCGGCGCAGCCCGAGGAGAAGAAGUGUGCCUGCUGAAUGUCACCUCCACACUGUGCCAGCCUGGGGAAACCUGUCACCAGAACGACAGCUGACCUACCACCCAAUUCCAACCGGCUCUCCGGAGCCCUGCACAGAAGCAAAUUGCCAUUGUUUUCUUGGGAUUGUGCAUCUUGUCUCCAAAGAACUGGUUUCCGACGACGAGCCGCGGCUCCGUCGGGCUCUCGCGCUGAAAUGAUUCCUCCCGGUACCCUGCCAGCUUUGUGGAAAACUCUCCCACCUCCUCUUCCCCACUCCUUUGCCCCCUAGCCCUCAUCUUUAUUUUUCAUGUGAUCAGGAUGCUGAAUAGAGGAAAGGAGCUUUAUUUUUUUUUAAAAAAAGGAGGGAAAGAACCCGGUGUCUGCAUGCGCUGGAUAUUGACGUGAAGACGGAGGUGGGUGGUUUUCUAGCUCUGUGCCAUUUUCCCACAGAAUCCUGUUUCUUUCUGAUUCCUCUUCUGCAUCAGGGACUGUGUGUUUUCUAAGGUAGAUAUGAAAGAUUUUACGUGGCCUCUUUGGAAAAAAAACUGUUUCUCACGUGCACGGAGCAAGCAAUGCUGUGAAUCUGUCCUACCUGAAUCACUGGUGACUGGGGGAGUGUGUGGUUUGGGGGCAGGAAGCAGGGAAUGUGAUUGAAAAACCCCCCCCCCAAAAAAUCAUUAUCAGGGAAUUGUGCAGCGUUGCCAAUAAUCCAAGCAGGGAUAUGGGAAAAAGUAUGGAGAGGGAUUCUGAUGCUGCAGGGACAGUGGAUAAAGAAGAAAGUUCCAUGUAUGGGAAGAUUUCUUCAGGUUCUAGGGAAAUAGCAAGUUGCUUAUCACAAAGGAAAAAUGAAAGAAAAAUUCUAUAUUUCUAAGUGUAGAUCAUUUUCUAAACCAAGUUACAGCAUAUUUAUUGUCUACCCUGCCCUUCUUUAUAGAAUAACUGUUGUGGUUUUAUACAGGUGGUAGUUAAAGGUCUGUUUUUAUUGUGCUUCAAGCUACUUUGAAAUCACUUGGGAGGGUGCAGGUUUGGGGAACAGGUCUCUUUACAAGUCAAGCUUCAUGAGUUGGGUUGGCAGGACUGCAGACUUUAAUGUAUGUAGAUGUUUUCACCUUGGACUGAUUCAAGGCUACAGACUCUGGGACUAGCAAGGUUAGAAAAUGUUUCAAUGCUUCCCAGAAAUGGAGAGUUUACCAGAUUCACUGCUGAAAACAGUAACAGGUUUUCCUGCCCAGCUCCUAAACUGAUGUUUCCUGGCUGAUUUGGCACAUGGACAGGGCAGAUGGUGCAUCUGCAGGAGCAGAUCUUUUGGGUGAGUAGCCAGCUAGCUGCAGUUGCCAUGCCAGAGAUCUAACCUGUAGGCUGUGAAGGUUCUCUAAGUGAUGGGCUGUACCUAAAGGCUGGACAUAGUGAAUCCUGUGCAGCAGGUCCUUUUGUAGGCUACAAACAGCCCUG